Messenger RNA from Seriola dumerili (greater amberjack), 4751 nucleotides. It is a transcript of the gene sema3c, whose product is annotated as semaphorin 3C. The record is from RefSeq and is a predicted model, not a curated record. NCBI's taxonomy places the organism in Eukaryota, Metazoa, Chordata, Actinopteri, Carangiformes, Carangidae. Bases 194 to 2491 code for a protein of 765 amino acids. Gene Ontology annotation, biological process: axon guidance; positive regulation of cell migration; neural crest cell migration. The transcript has 18 exons. Gene Ontology annotation, molecular function: semaphorin receptor binding; chemorepellent activity.
GCACUUAGAUGGAAUAGCAGCGUUUUUUCCUCUUUGGUGUCACUGGAGGAGACUGGAAACAAGGUGUUUUUAUAGAGGGGAAUAAAUAAGACCCAGUUCUGGUUUGGUACCUGGCUUCUUCAAGUGGGACCAACACUGAAGCAAGCUCCUGAAAGGCAGCGGUGACUGGUUGUAGUUCCUGAGCGGUGCAGUCAUGGGCAGGCCGGAGGGGUUGGCCAGGCCACCUCUGGUGUCAGCUGUGGCACUUUCCCUCCUGGCUCUCUCUCUCCUCUCCACCGGGGCCUCCAGCCUCCCACAGCCUCUGCCAAGAGUCUUCCUUUCCUUCGAAGACCUGCAGGCCUCCCAGUCCUUUGAACACUACAGUAUAUCAGACAAGGCCAUGGACUACAGGAUCCUGCAGAUGGACGAGGACCAGGACAGGAUGUAUGUGGGCUGUAAAGACCACGUCCUCUCCAUGGACAUCAAUAACAUCACCCAUGGCACGCUUAAGGUGUUUUGGCCUGCAUCUACCAGCAAGAUAGAGGAAUGCCAGAUGGCAGGCAAGGAUCCUACGCACGGCUGUGGGAACUUCAUCCGAGUGGUGCAGCCUUACAACAGAACCCAUCUGUUCAUGUGUGGUAGCGGAGCGUACAGUCCCGUCUGCGUUUACAUCAACAGGGGCCGAAGACCAGAGGAACAAGUGUUUCACAUUGACUCGAGGACCGAAUCUGGAAAAGGGAGGUGCUCCUUCAAUCCUCAAGUGAAUACAGUCUCUGUCAUGCUCAACCAGGAGCUGUUCUCAGGCAUGUACAUUGACUUCAUGGGGACAGAUGCUGCCAUCUUCAGGAGCCUGACCAAGAGAAAUGCAGUGCGCACAGACCAGCACAAUUCUAAAUGGCUCAGUGAACCAAUCUUCAUUGAUGCCCACCUGAUACCAGAUGGAACAGACCCCAAUGACGCCAAACUGUAUUUCUUCUUCCGCGAGAGGCUGACAGACAAUAAUGGAAAUACUAAAAAUAUCCACACGAUGGUGGCCAGAGUGUGUCCAAGCGACAUCGGAGGCCAGCGGAGCCUGGUGAACAAAUGGACCACCUUCCUCAAAGCCAGGAUGGUGUGCUCAGUUCUGGAGGAGGACGGCACCGAAACGCACUUUGAUGAACUUGAAAAUGUGUUUUUGCUGGAAACCGAUCAGCCCAAGGGCCUGUUGGUGUUUGGAGUCUUCACAUCCACAAGCUCCGUGUUUAAAGGCUCGGCGGUAUGUGUGUACAACAUGGCAGACAUCCUCACAGUCUUCAACGGGCCCUUCGCUCACAGAGACGGGCCCAAUUUUCAGUGGGUGGCGUUCCAGGGACGUAUCCCUUACCCAAGGCCUGGAACUUGUCCCGGUGGAGCUUUUACACCCGACAUUCAAACAACGAAGGAGUUCCCAGACGACGUGGUGACCUUCGUACGAAACCAUCCAGUCAUGUUCAACCCAAUCUACCCAGUGGGGAGGAGACCCCUGGUGGUUCGUACCAACGCUGACUACAAAUACACAUCAGUGGCUGUGGACCAGGUCAUGGCGGCUGAUGGCAAUUACCAAGUGCUCUUCCUGGGCACAGACAAAGGUACAAUACAGAAGGUGAUUGUCCUGCCAAGCAAUCAUUCCCUACAUGAAGAUCUAAUCCUGGAGGAGCUGGAAGUGUUUAAGAACCAAGCUCCUGUUACAAACUUGAGAAUAUCCUCAAAAAAACAACAGCUGUACGUCAGCUCGGAGUUCGGGGUCUCACAGGUCUCCCUGCACCGUUGUCACGCUUAUGGCUCGGCUUGUGCUGACUGCUGCCUCGCCAGAGAUCCCUACUGUGCCUGGGACGGACUCAGCUGCUCCCGCUUCUAUCCCACCGGCAAAAGGAGAAGCAGAAGGCAGGACAUAAUGCAUGGAAAUCCACUCACUCAAUGCAGAGGAUUCAAUCUAAAGGCCUACAGAAACGCAGUGGAGAUGACGCAGUACGGUGUGAAAAACAACACCACCUUCCUGGAGUGUCUUCCCAAGUCUCCCCAGGCCUCUAUUCGCUGGCUCAUUCAGAGGGACAAUGACAGGAGGAAAGAGGUGAAGCUGAGCGACCGUGUCCUCUCCACGGAGCACGGCCUCCUGAUCCGCUCCGUCCAGCUGUCCGACCAGGGCCUUUACUACUGCCUGACCACCGAAAACAGCUUCAAACGCACCGUCGCCAAGAUCCGCCUGCGCGUGCUGAGCGAGGCCAUGGUGAGCAUGCUAACAGACAAACAGCAGUCGCCGUGGGCGUGGGCCAGCUCUCUGCACCCUAAGGUCCUUUUGGCGGCCUUCAGUCCCGCGGAAAGCCUGGCAGUACAACAAUACUGCAAAGAGAGGAAGGAGCUCCAGAACCUCCAGCAGAGGCAGCAGAAGCAACAGCCACCGCCUGGGCCUCUCAGGGGGGAUCUGGCCAAACUGAAGCCCCUGCUGGAUCGGAGGAAGAGCCGCAACCGGCGGAAUCACCUCCCAGAGGUGUGACUCAGGCAGCUGGCAGCUACAGACACUGACACGCACACCUUCCUCUAAUCCUGAAUCCUAUCAAGCAGUUAAAAAUCCUCUCAUCUCAAACUGCAGAGCUCCACUGUGGAUGUACAGUAAGACGUGGAGGUGGGUGUGGGGAGUUCUCAUUCUCCAAUAUCUCUCUUCUUUUUUUUUUUUGUUUUUCUUCUUGCAUGAGGUACUGUGACCAGGUGGCUGUGACAUACACUAAUACACACGCACAGACAGCCACAAGCCAUUCGUUUGUUGUCGCAGUCACAAUACAAACGAAGUGGCCCCGUUAUGAGUGCCACUAAUAAACUGUGGCCUCUAACAGGCUGAUAUUGCUUAUGAUAAUACACUCUGAGACGCAACUAUGUGUAUCAUAUUUUAAAUAUCAGAGAGGAAAUUGGACCGGCCGGAUAUUGGCUCAUGGUGGAUUUGUAUUUUGUGGGGGGAAAAAAGUGGGGAGGUCCUUUUAACAUCAUGAUAAUAAACAGAGGAGAUUGAAAAGGGACAAAAGGGAGACGGAUGCAUGUUUGACAGUGAGUGCUCUCUCCCUUUAUGUUAAGUGUUAUAGUAGCAUUUUACUAGACUCUACUCACAUUUGAAUUUUUACUUUUUAACUAACAAAAUUCUCUCUAUUCAGUGAAAACUACAGCAGUCAAUGGGCACAUGUCGGUUAAUAAAACACCACUUUUUUUUCUCCUAUAUGUUGACAGCCUCGCAUACUGUCUAUAAUAGCACUGUUCAUACCAAGCACAGAAUAAAAAGUGUUACAUUACAGUGCUGUAAGGUUAAAGAGUUAUUCGUUCAAAGACCAACUUUACAUCCGGAGCUGAUGUAUCCAAACAGAAGUAGUAGUAAGAUACUGAGUAGAAUAUUAAAUACAGUGUGAGUUGUUGCACACACCUUGAAAUGAUCUGUCCUAUAUUUAUUACUAUUACUCAGACGUACAUGUACGAGAAUGUGCCUCACUGUAAUUCAGCUGCAUAUUGUAUCUGUAUCAUAAAUGUCUUUAUCCAGCACAGAAGCAUGUGUAUAGAAAUUCAUCAGCAAUGUUAAACGUCUUUCAAAGGAAUAGCUUGACAUUUUGGGAAAUGAGCCUAUUUACUUUCUUGCAGAGAGUUAGAUGAGAAGAUUGAUAUGACUCUCAGUCGCUAAAUAUAAAGCAGGUCCUAGCAGACAGUUAGAGUAGCUAAGCACAAAGACUGGAAAUGGGGAAACAGUUAGCCUGGCCCUGUCUAAAGAUUUUUUAUCUAUUUUUUACCUACCAGCACCUGUAAAGCUCACACAAAAGUCAAGUGUAAAAAUUACCCUUUGAGGUUUUGCUAUCUAUUGGCUGAGCACAGUAAUCCCCCACAUUAAGUGUUGACGUCAAUGCUGAGACUCCCCCAUCCAAGAUAUAGCCCACGACAUAACCCCCAUAACCAUAUAUUUUUUUGUGCUGGAUUUUGUGACCUUUGGACAGAGUCAGGCUAGCUGUUUACCCCCAUUUUCAAUCUUUAUGCUAAGAUAAGCUAACGAGCUGCUAGCUAUAAUUUCAUUCUUUGGCACAGAUAUGAGAGUCGUUUCAUCUAACUCGUGGCAAGGAAGCAAAUAAGCAUGUUUCUCAACAUAUCAAACUACUACUUUAAUUCUUGCCUGGAUUAGAUUUGAGAAAACAAACUAGCAGAUAUGCACAUUUUAGUUUUUGCCUUUAGGAACAGUAAACAAUGGAUGUUAAUGUAAUACCUGGAAAUAUAGUCAACAAUGACAAUUUCCUUCUUUCGAUCUACAUUUUCUACAGCCUGCACAGCAAAGUGGACAUACUUUUAAUUCAGAAGUAGUAACUGUCAGUGAUAGUCUGUGAGAUAGACCAUUUGACAUAUGUGAAUAGACCUUUUCAGAAGCGUAGUAAAUGUAGAUAGAUUAUUUGUUGCUUGUGUACAGAGUAUUUUUGUUUGUUUGUUUCGUCUUUUUAAUUUAAUGUGCCAAGUUUUGUUAAAGUGUAUCAUUGUGUACAUAAAUUCUAAAUAUUUCACCAACUAACUCUGACUGUAUCUGCAAAUUGCAGAGAUAUACAGUAUUAUUUUCAUUUUGAGAAAAGACUUUCUAGUUGUACCUGCCCUCAUACAGAUCUCUGCCCCACGUUUAAUAAAACUGUGUGACCAGCAUCAUGUCAACUUCAACUCAGUGUAAUUUCAGUGUUAUGAAACAUAUGUAUUUCUAUUUAUUAAUGUCAUGAUAGCCUGAAUAAAUCUGUUCAGAUGAAUCUCAA